Salvia hispanica is the source of this 1189-nucleotide messenger RNA. RefSeq names its product putative RNA-binding protein ARP1. Gene Ontology annotation, molecular function: RNA binding. The record is from RefSeq and is a predicted model, not a curated record. Lineage: Eukaryota; Viridiplantae; Streptophyta; Magnoliopsida; Lamiales; Lamiaceae.
UUCCUCCUUCCUCACCACCUCUCCUCCUCCUCCGCCGCAGCAGCACCAAUUCAAUCCUCCACCAAUGACAAUCAUGACCGCCGCCGCUCCUCACUCCUCCGCCGACACCUCCCUCACCAAAGUCUUCGUCGGCGGCCUCGCCUGGGAAACCCCCAAGGAAGCCAUGAAAGACCACUUCGAGAAGUACGGCGACAUCCUCGAAGCCGUCAUCAUCUCCGACAAGCUCACCGGCCGAUCCAAGGGCUACGGCUUCGUCACGUUCAAGGACGCCGAUUCCGCGAAGAAAGCGUGCGAGGACGCCACUCCGAUCAUCAACGGCCGCCGCGCCAACUGCAACCUCGCCGUCCUCGGCGCGCGCCGCCCUCGCUCCUCCUCCACCGCCGUCGCCGCCGCCGCCAAUCCGCCUCCUCAGCAAGGUGUGAAUGUUGGACCGAGAGCUGCAGCAUCGACUCCGCCGCCGCCACCUCCGCCGCCGCAGAAUCAUGUGCAGUGGUAUUAUCCGGCGGCGACUCCGGCCGCGGCGGCGCCUUUCCACCACCACAAUAACCACCACCACCAUCAAGCUGUUCCUAUCUAUGGAUACUCACCAACCUACAUUGCACCAGCUGACAUGAACUAUAAUCAUCAGAAGGUGGGAUUUACUGGUGGGUCCUACAUGAAUGGGCAUUUCGGUCAAGUAUACCCAGGGCAGGCUAUGGUGGGUGCAGGUGCACUGAUGCCGAUGUACCCUUACUACCAUUUCCACCAAUCACAGACAAUGGGCCUCCCUACCCAUUUAUACUGUCCAACUGCAGCAGGCCCAAUUCCAACUGUCCCAGCUCUCAUUUCUAAGCCCACUCCUCCUAAUGCAGUUUGCCUGGCUGUGGAAUAAAUAGGUGCAACAAUUGGCCAAAAAAUCUGAAGAAGUGGCAGAUAGAGAUGAAGAAAAAUAAAUGACAAAAUAUGGGAGAGUGUUGGCUGCUCAGAACAAAAUUUAUUAUAUCAUCUGCAGUGGCUCAGCUUUUUUCCAAUUUUAUUUUUAUUUUUAUUUUUAUUUUUUGUUUUGUAAUUUUAGGAAUCUAAUUCAUUCAUUAUUGUUACUAUUCUUAUUAUUACUAUUAUCUGUUUUUCUAACCUGCAUGAUGCAAUCUCAACUAGAGAAAAACAAUGCAACCUCUGUGAACAUGCAAUGAUUCUUCCCAUUUUUAGA